CUCGCCCGCGCCCAACUUCUGAAGCGCAGCAGAUCCAACACAGUGCCUUGGAGAGCAGAUGAACAGACUCAAAGAACAACGAAUAUAGAUCACAAACUACUAUAGAUCAUUAUCUUUCCUUUUGAUUAUUGAUACUGUGAUACAUAAUUCGUUUAAUUGUUUAAUUGUGCAAACUAACGACAAUCAGUAUUGGAUAUAAUGGAAUUGCUCUUCUCAUAUUUACAUUUAAUUGAAAAUCUGAAUAUACAACCAACAAUAAAGUCAAUAAAUGGGAAGUCAAGACCAUAAGGAUAUUUCAAGAAGAAGGGUUCACAUUUUCUUCCUGUGGUUGUUGGAUAAUCAACGUGCCACUGAUGGACACCGAUGGGGAUUGAGCUGCGUUUAACCUGGAAAAUAUGAAAAGAAAUGCAACGUUUACGUUGGUUAAGCAGUCCUAGUGCUCCCUUUUUGAAGGGUUUUCUUCAAAGCUCGAUGACAUCUGUCAAAAAAGUGUCGAGGAAUGGAGCGCGCCAGUCAGUUGAAGCCAAUGUCUUUUAUUUAUGGAGAGUUCUGGAAUAUGUCAACCAAUGAUACCAAUGUCAAUUUAACGACACGAGGAGAGGAGGAGAAGGAUAGUUUGACUUUUCAAGCUGGUUUAGCAGUUACAUUAUCCCUAAUAACUUUUGCAACAACAUUAUCAAAUGCAUUUGUUAUUGCUACUAUUUAUCAAUCCAGAAAACUGCAUACGCCUGCAAACUUUCUGAUAGCAUCGCUCGCCCUGACAGACCUUCUGGUGUCGGUAUUGGUGAUGCCAAUCAGCGCGCUAUACACGGUGAGUCAAACAUGGACUUUGGGCCAAGUUACGUGCGACAUAUGGUUAUCUUCAGACAUAACGUGUUGUACCGCAUCCAUUCUUCAUCUGUGCAUAAUUGCGCUGGACCGUUACUGGGCAAUAACAGACGCGGUUGAGUACACCAAGAAGCGCACAUCAGCGCGCGCGGCGGGGAUGAUCGCCACUGCCUGGGUGAUUGCCAUCUCCAUCUCACUGCCGCCCUUCUUCUGGCGUCAGGUGAAAGCGGAGGAAGUUACCACUUGCAAUGUGAACACUGAUCACAUUUUCUACACAAUUUAUUCCACUUUUGGAGCCUUUUAUAUUCCCACGUUGUUACUCAUAGCCCUUUACGGUAGGAUCUAUGUGGAAGCCCGAAAGAGGAUCUUGAAACAGUCGUCUAAUAAUAAACCGGGGAAAAGACUCACCUCUGCCCAUUUGAUAACAAACUCGCCAGGUACAAACUCUGUAGCGUCCACCGCCUCUCUAAAUUACGGGACGAACGAAAUCUCUUCUUGUGAAGCUAAUAGCUCACCUGCCAAUGUGAACUAUGUGAAAGUCACUGUAUCCGACGCGCUCCUGGAGAAGAAGAGGAUCUCCGCUGCCAGGGAAAGAAAGGCGACUAAAACUUUAGGGAUCAUUCUCGGAGCUUACAUCAUAUGUUGGUUACCGUUUUUCAUUUACACCUUAGUGGUUUCAGUCUGUGCGUCAUGUUUCUAUCCAGAAUUAUUUGACAUAUUUACUUGGUUGGGUUACCUUAACUCUUUAAUAAACCCCAUCAUAUACACCAUGUCCAAUGAGGAUUUCAAAAAGGCUUUCCACAAACUAAUACGCUUCAGAUAUUGCAGGUCCUGAAAAUAGGCUACCAGACAUGCCAAUACCAUUACAUUUUGUUCAGAUAUGUCAAACUGCACCUCGCCAAUAAUUGCAACAUGUUAACUCUCAGUCAUCAUCAACCAGUAAACAUGUGCAGUAUUGUAUCUUGCAUGUUUUCAAAACGCCUAGCAACAUUAUUAUUUUAAUUACAUUAUAGCCUUCAUAGUCAUACAGUACAUGGCCUGCAGUCAUAUUCUGUAAACUUGAUUAUUUAGCAAAACCAGAAUGUAUUGAUCUAUCACUGCAAGCGACAUUAUUAUAAUAAUUAGAUUAUAGCCUACUUCACAGGCAUGCAGUACAUGGCCUGCAGUCAUAUUCUGUAAACUUGAUUAUUUUGCAAAACAAGAAUGUAUUGAUAUAUCACUGCCAUUAUUGAACAAUCUAUCCAGAAAUCAUAGGCCAUAAUCUCUGCUGCCUUCCUUAUGAUCGGCAGUCAUGAGAUUACAACCCACCCUAUACAAUUCAUAUUCCAACCUAAAUCAACAUUUUGAUAAGGACUUUUCCCAUUAUUGAUAUCAAAGGUUAAUAUUAAGGAGUACGUGUUGGAAAUCAGUAGACUUUGCCAUGGAAUCAUGUAGCUUGUUCUGGGGGGCAGAAUGUCUGAACAGGCACAGUGGGAACAGCAAGGCUUGAUAUAAAGUUGAAUAUUUAAACAUGCAUGGAAAGCCUGCUGUGUGACCAACGCUGUAUGACACACAGAGUUACUGUAGGCUAACUGGUAUGAGGAAAUUAUAAGCACAAGAUUCUGAGCCCUCUGGGAGGGCAACCCCCCCCCCCCCUCCCUUAGACAAAAUAACUUUGUCCCAAUAAGAUAUCAUUUCUUCUGAAGUGUACACUUGUUACCUGCCACAACUCUAAAAUUAUUGGACUGUUGGAGGCAUGGGCUAGUCGGAUUCAAUCAUUCCACCAUAUGUCUUAGACCAUUACUUUCCUUUCUUAUACCCAGUAAUUUCCCUGCAUACUUUAAGAGGAAGGAAAUCAAAUUGGGACACAGAGAUCAUUUCUGUUCCAUUUGUUAUAUGUUUUCUAUUGGUUCGACUCCUUAAUGAGAUCAGUAGGAAUUUUAUGAUAAAAGAACAUCUCUAAUUUCAUCUCAUAGUCAAUGUAAAUAAUCGUUACUCUAUUACUUUAUUGUGGGUAAUGUUGUUUACUUCAGACUGGACUAUAAGCUGACCUCUUGUUGUUAAACAAGCCUCAAUCAAUGUAUUUAUAUCUGUAUGCAGUGUAACAUAUAUGUAUGUGUACGUAUGUGUGUAAAUGUAUUUAUUUAUGUCAUUUUCAUUAUAUUUUGCUAUGGAGCUGCUUAAAUUGCCUGCGGGUGUUCACUCUGCUGCAACCUUAUUAUGGCCAUUAGCCUACAGAAUACUGUUGGUAGAAUUAUACAAAUCAAACUCAAAUAUGACAGACAAGAAUACAGACAACUAACACAUUUAUUCACCUACAGUACCAUUACUCAUAUUGAUCAUGUUUCACAGAUGUCUCAGCAUGCUUGCCCUUUAUAUUCCACGCAAGACUGCAUGUGUUAAGUGCAAGAUCAAAUAGCAGAAUUAACAGAGAUAAUAAGCUGUUAAAAAGCCAUUCAAAUUUGAUUGGUAAACAUAACUUUUUGAAGAAUACAACCACUGUAAACUACAGAGAUGCAAUAGUAACAGCCAAGAAGAUAAACGACUCAAAACAGCCACACACAGAUAUACCAUCUUGAUCUACAGUACUGGCUUUAUAAUGGCAAACUAUGUUCAUGAGGUACUACUGUAUACUAUUGCAGUAUUCAUGUAAUGGAAAUUCUAUACCGAACAAAAGUAUAAAUGCAACAUGCAACAAUUUCAACGAUUUGACUGAUUUACAGUUCAUAUAAGGACAUCAGUCAAUUGAAAUACAUUAAUUAGGCCCUAAUCUAUGUAAAUCACAUAACUGGGCAGGGGCGCAGACAUGGAUGGGCCUGGGUGGGCAUAGGCCCACCCACUUGGGGGCCAGGCCCACUCACUGGGGAGCCAGGCCCAGCUAAUCAGAAUGAGUUUUUCUCCACAAAAGGGCUUUAUUACAGACAGAAAUACUCCUCAGUUUCAUCAGCUGUCUUGGUGGCUGGUCCCAGACGAUCCCGCAGGUGAAGAAGCUGGAUGUGGAGGUCCUGGACUGGCGUGGUUACACGUGGUCUGCAGUUGUGAGACCGGUUGAACGUAUUGACAAAUUCUCUAAAACGACGUUGGAGGUGUUUUAUGAUAGAGAAAUAACAUUCUGUUUUCUGGCUACAGCUCUGGUGGACAUUUUUGCAGUCAGCAUGCCAAUUUCACGCACCCUCAAAACUUGAGACAUCUAUGGCAUUGUGUUGUGUGACAAAACUGCACAUUUUAGAGUGGCCUUUUAUUGUCCCCAGCACAAGGUGCAGCUGUGUAAUGAUCAUGCUGUUUAAUCAGCGUCUUAAUAUGCCACACCUAUCAGGUGGAUGGAUUAUCUUGGCAAAGGAGAAAUGCUCACUAACAGGGAUGUAAACAAAUUUGUGCAUAACAUGUUAGAGAAAUAAGCUUUUUGUGCGUAUGGAACAUUUCUGGGAUCUUUUAUUUCAGAUUAUGAAACAUGGGACCAACACUUUACAUGUUGCGUUUAUAUUUUUGUUCAUUAUAUUUCAUCCAAAUUUGCUACUGCUGUACAAUAAAGCUUCUCUGCUCAUAAGGAA
Salvelinus fontinalis (brook trout) is the source of this 4358-nucleotide messenger RNA. Its product is annotated as 5-hydroxytryptamine receptor 1B-like. Gene Ontology annotation, molecular function: G protein-coupled serotonin receptor activity. Lineage: Eukaryota; Metazoa; Chordata; Actinopteri; Salmoniformes; Salmonidae. Gene Ontology annotation, cellular component: plasma membrane. Gene Ontology annotation, biological process: adenylate cyclase-activating adrenergic receptor signaling pathway. The record is from RefSeq and is a predicted model, not a curated record. The transcript has a single exon. The coding region runs from base 500 to 1663 and encodes 387 amino acids.